Marchantia polymorpha subsp. ruderalis is the source of this 1437-nucleotide messenger RNA. Lineage: Eukaryota; Viridiplantae; Streptophyta; Marchantiopsida; Marchantiales; Marchantiaceae. The record is from the annotation of a GenBank genome assembly.
AUGGGCCCAUUCGAGAGAUGGACACGUGAAGGUGGGCGAGGGCGGGCGGGCGGGCGGGCUGGAAGGGAUGCCGAGGGGGCCUCGGAUCUCGGGCACAGAAAUCGCCGUGGGGAACAUGCAGUCCAAACGAGCGGCCCCCAUGUGCACCAGCAAGCAGGCAGAGCGGAGAAUCUGCAUAAUGAUGGACGGCGUUCGCGUUGGGAAGGGACGAAGCUCGCAGUAAUGCUAUGCUGGCUUGGGCCUGCUGCGCCGGUAUGGCUGGAGGACUUGUGUCAGAGCUCGGGAGACCGGCUGAAUUCGGUGGCAUUGACUCCAUUCUCGCUUUCGAUGAUUCGAUCUGAUUUGAGCUGGAGCUGGAUGCGUAUCGCACGAGCGUUUGGAUGUCCGUCGCGCAGCUCUUUUCUGAACCACGCGCCGCGCAACUGACUGCGCUGAGUCCUUCUCCGAAUCGGAUUUCGCGACUGUAGGAACUUGUGAGGAAUGCGCAUCCAACGUGAGCUGAUGCGAUCUGGAUUCUCUUGACACUUGCAGGUCGCGGUAGGAGCUUGCUGUCAGUACGUCGAAGAUGCUCUCACUCGGACGAGUGAAGACUCGGCAUGUACGUCAAGUUUUUUGGAAACAAUCUCGACUGGCUGCCCUUAAUGAUUCAAAGAGCUCCGACCAGAUCGAAGUCCUGCACUGACAAGAGCAAGCCUUCACGACGGGUAUGGACUCGUUCCGUCCAAUGAGAAAUUCGACAUGUUGCUCCUUUAAUACUCUACAAACAUCGACGACCAUAAGUUCACACCAUAUGUGGCCCAAGAGGUGGUACAGACCAUUCCGGGUCCUUGUAUCAGGGACUACAUUUCAACAGCAUUCUGACAUCAGAUGACUGAGACUACAAGGUAGAGUAAUAAUGCAGAGAAGACAAUUUUUUCUUGUCGAAUAGCCAGACGAAUUCGCGAACAGAGUGUUGGGACGAUGAAAGAACAGAAAUGAAGAUGUUUGUAGAACUUGAUCCACAUGUUACUCACGUAACCCUCAACGAAACAACAUCUGCAGUUAUAAAGGAAGCCAAUCCUUUCAAACGCAGCACGAUGUGAUAGUAUUAAAAGUGUAGAAGAUUUGUUCUGUUCGCAGGAUCCAUUGCAAAAGGCCGGUCUACAAAUGUCCAGGGUGCCAUCUCUGGGCCAAGAAAUAAAACCAGUCCUAAAAGAAUAUGCUGUUGUGCAAGCAAAGUUUAUACGUGAGGCUCUUCUGUAAUGAAUGGUCUAUACAAAGAGCUAACUUGGUAGAUAUUUGAGCAGCACGACGACUUCGAACCUGCUGAAUUAAUACUCUCGCUCAAGAAAUUCAGCUAAUUCAACCUCCUCAUCGAUUCCACUAGCAUCUAUUUUAGGCUUACGUUUUUUCUUAACUAAAUUGACUCUAUACAUUGGCGGUUUCCCAACUCUUUUG